Molecule: messenger RNA, 1767 nt
Organism: Cladophialophora yegresii CBS 114405
Lineage: Eukaryota; Fungi; Ascomycota; Eurotiomycetes; Chaetothyriales; Herpotrichiellaceae
Exons: 3
Coding region: 1-1767 (588 amino acids)
Biological process (GO): transmembrane transport
Molecular function (GO): transmembrane transporter activity
Source: RefSeq, a predicted model, not a curated record
AUGGCGACCACUCUGUCGUCAAACCCUUCUGCCUCAACCUCCAGUUCUGAACUCUCGAAACCACCUCUGCCGGAAGAUGCAUACGAGAAGCAGCAAUCCGGAGUUCACGCCUCAUCUCGACAGAACUCCGGCUCCGGACAAUCGGUCCACGCCGAGAAAGACGUCCUCGACGCAGGCCAAGAUGUCCAUGUCGACGGCGCCGAACUGGGUCGCGAAAUAUCUCGCAUCGACACCUCCGACUAUCCCAGCGCUUUCCCCCUUGCCAUGAUUGUGGUUGCCCUGGCGUGUAGCAUUUUCCUUGUUGCCCUGGACAUGACCAUCGUUGCGACCGCCAUUCCUCGGAUCACGGAUCAGUUUCACUCGCUAGAUCAAGUGGGCUGGUAUGGUUCUGGGUUUUUCUUGACCAUUGGCUCUUUCCAGGCGACAUGGGGAAAGCUGUACAAGUACUUCCCACUCAAGAUCUCUUUCUUGACCAGCAUCUUCAUCUUCGAGUUGGGUAGUCUGAUCUGUGCCGUUGCCAACAACUCGACCACGUUGAUUGUGGGCCGCGCCAUUGCCGGCAUGGGAGGAGCGGGCAUCGCUUCGGGGUCAUACACCAUUAUCGCCUUCUCGGCUCCUCCAGCACGACGUCCUGCGUUUACCGGAAUCAUGGGCGCGACCUUUGGCGUUGCCUCUGUCAUAGGGCCUCUCUUGGGAGGUGUAUUCACCGAUCAUCUUUCCUGGCGAUGGUGCUUCUAUAUUAAUCUCCCUAUCGGCGGUGUUGCUGGGGCAAUCAUCUUCCUAUGCUUCCGUACACCAAAAGCGGCCAAACCCCAGCAGGCUUCAAUGCGAGAAAAGCUCCUACAGAUGGACUUCCCCGGCACUUUUACCCUCAUGGCGGCCAUUGUCUGCUACCUAUUGGCAAUGCAAUGGGGCGGCGCCACGAAACCCUGGUCCGACGGCAGCGUCAUCGCUGUCCUAGUCCUCUUCGGUGUUCUUAUCCUUGUCUUCAUCGCCAUUGAAUUCGUUUCCGGAGACCGCGCACUACUCCAGCCUCGACUACUGAAGGAUCGGACGAUUGGCGCCAUGUCAGCAUACAUCUUCACCGUGGCUGGCGCAUUUUUCAUCCUACUGUACUACCUGCCCAUCUACUUCCAGGUCACCAAGGAUAUCUCUGCCUCGAAAUCAGGCAUCGACAACCUGCCGCUUGUCCUUGGCGCCAGCAUCUUCACAGUCGCUAGUGGUGGCUUGUUGACAGUAUGGGGACAAUACGUCCCUCUGAUGGCGUUCGGGUCGAUCCUGGCCUCCGUCGGUGCUGGGCUUAUCUACACCCUGGAAAUCGACUCGGGCUCCGACAAAUGGAUCGGCUAUCAAGCCCUGGUCGGCAUCGGUCUGGGCCUCAUCUUCCAAAUCCCCGUCAUCGUCAGCCAAGCGAUCGUCAAACCAUCCGAUCUCAGCUCCGUCUCUGCCAUCAUCCUCUUCUUCCAGACCAUCGGCGGCGCCGUCUUCAUCAGCGCCGCACAAGCCGGCUUCGCGAACAAGCUCCUCCAUCAACUCCCCAGCAAAGCCCCGACAGUAGAUGCUGGCAAGGUGCUGGCGACUGGCGCCACUGACCUGAGAACGGUGUUCACACCGGCUCAAAUCCCCGGCAUCCUCGACGCCUACAUGGAAGGUCUAAGAGUACCGUUCAUCAUCGCUAUCGCCUGCGCGUGUCUUACCUUCCUCAUCGCCUUUGCGCCUCGGUGGGAGAGCAUCAAGGGGAAAGUGAAGUUGGACGCCGGUGCUUGA